This is a messenger RNA of Poeciliopsis prolifica (blackstripe livebearer), 1564 nucleotides long. RefSeq lists its product as uncharacterized. The record is from RefSeq and is a predicted model, not a curated record. The transcript has 5 exons. NCBI's taxonomy places the organism in Eukaryota, Metazoa, Chordata, Actinopteri, Cyprinodontiformes, Poeciliidae. The coding region runs from base 555 to 1529 and encodes 324 amino acids.
AAUAUUUUAUUUGUUUCCCGGUAUAUGAGUGGGCUAGAUAUCUAAAUACUGAGUUUUAUACGGCUAACCUGACCGAGUGAAUGCCUAGCUUAAAAUGCCCGCCUAAAAUCCAUGUCCAAGCCAUAUAGCAUAGAUAUUUGUUUUAUUUAUCAUUUAUUUAGUUAUUUUUUGCAAUGCAACAUAAAUUAACCGUAAGCGAUGCUAAUAGUCCAGUUUCAUAGUUGACACUGAAUUUGGCGCGAGUGAUUUUUUUUUCCGUGCCCAGCAUCAUAGCUCUACUGUAAACCUUGCAUGACUCCGCCAUUAACCGUUGCUAGUGCUAACAGAAGAAGCGAGGCAGUUGAAUUAACUGUUCUAGUUACUGAAGGAAAGGGCAUUUAUUAAUUGUCUAACUUGGAUAAGAGUGCAAAGAAGUCAAAUUAAUUUGCGCCCAAGCCAUUAUUGUGUAAACUUUAAUCAUUGUUUUCUAUGAAAACGAUGUGAUGUGAGCUGUAUUGGUUUGUGAAGCAGUUGGCACGUUUCAUAAACUGAAAGAAUUCCAGUACUAAAGAUGAAUGACUGAGGAAUUAUGUGCUGCAGGAACCAUGUUGAUUAAAACAAGACUUGGCGAGCUGCAAAAAUUUGUCCGACUAACGGAGCCGAAUCUGAAGGAGUUUUUGACAGCAGCAUCAUCCGAAGAAGGAUCUUGUCAACAAGGGCUUGGAGGACCAGCUGCUAGACGAGACACCAAGUUUGUUCCAGAGACUGUCCUGAGUGAAGAAGAGUGCAAGGAAGCCAUCGCACUGAUUAAGCAUUCAGCUGAUGAGGACACAAUCAAGAAGAAGAUGAAGCUCACAUUUGACUUCCGGCGCAACAUGGUCCUUGACCCCCAACGGUCAAGCAACAUACUCUCUGUCUUUCCACGUUUCAAAGAUGUCAAAGGCUUGGUGGAGCAGGAUUUUGUCCUGAUGUUUGGAGAAGAUGUGUCUGGCAAGUUUCUGGAAAAAUGGACGACCACGUUCAAGAGAAAGAUCAUCCAACAAUGCAGGAAGCUUCCAACCACCAGUGACCUUGAAGAACUUCUCCUGGCAGCUGAUACUCCUGAGGAUAGCACUGAAGUGGAUGAUGACAUGAGUUGGGACAGUGACCUCUCAUCGAUUUUGCUGCUGCUACACCUGAUUCCCCCCUCUGCCUUGGGUCGUAAGAGACCAGGGAAGGUAUCUGCCUCCCAAGCAGAGAAGCGUCUUGUGGUCUUCAAGAAGACAGGAACCAACAUCCAAGAACAUCUUGAUGCCAUCACGACGAGCACACAACCCUAUCUCCUUGCUGUGGGACGGAGGAAGAAAGUAGCCCACCAGUUCUUCAUCAUCCUUGACAAGAAUGCCAUUGCUUGCAGGUCAACAUCCUCUCUUGGUGCUUUUGAUGAACUGUUUAAGGCACAUUACGUGUUUGCCACAACAUACGUGUUCAUGGUUACUUGGAUGGAAAAACUCUUUGCCUUAAAUGUACUCUGUCAACUUCGAGCCGUCAAUGGGAUGUACGCCAUGUGAUGUUACUGUGACAAAAGUUAACAGUGGAUAUUAAA